AUGAUGUCGGUACCAGCAUUGGGUCGUUCCUGCGGCCUUACCAUUAAAAUUGCUCAACAGCAGAAUCAAAAUGCUCGAGGAAUGGCAACGCUUAAAGCUAUAUCCAUACGUCUUAAAUCAGUUAAAAAUAUUCAGAAAAUCACUCAAUCAAUGAAAAUGGUGUCUGCUGCUAAAUAUGCCAGAGCAGAAAGAGAGCUAAAAGCAACCAGGCCUCUUGGAGAGGGAACAAAAAAAUUUUAUGAAUGUGCUGAAGUUGGUGCUGAAGCAUCAGCAGAUGCACAUAAACUUUUUGUAGCUGUAACAUCAGACAGAGGCUUGUGUGGUGCUGUUCACACAACUGUUGCUCGUACCAUAAGAAAUGAGUUAAAUGAACAUGGGGAUAAAGUUAAAGUUGUCUGUAUAGGAGACAAAUCAAGAGGUAUUCUUCAAAGAUUGUAUGGGAAAAAUAUUUUGUUUGCAGCAAAUGAGGUUGGGCGUUUACCCCCUACAUUUCUCGAUGCAUCAAAAGUUGCUAAUGAAAUAUUAAAAAGUGAUUAUGUUUUUAAUAUGGGAAAAAUUAUUUAUAAUCGAUUUAAGAGUGUUGUGUCAUAUGCAACAUCAGAAAUGCCCCUAUACAAGUUAGAAACUGUUAAUACAGCUCCAAAAUUGAGUUUAUAUGAUUCACUCGAUGAUGAAGUUCUUCAAAGUUAUAUCGAAUUUUCAGUUGCCAGCAUGCUUUUUUAUGCAAUGAAAGAAGGAGCUUGCAGUGAACAGUCCUCUAGAAUGACAGCUAUGGACAAUGCAAGUAAAAAUGCUGGUGAAAUGAUUGACAAACUUACAUUAACCUUUAAUAGAACAAGACAAGCUGUUAUUACAAGAGAAUUGAUUGAAAUUAUAUCUGGAGCUUCUGCUUUAUAA
Pediculus humanus corporis (human body louse) is the source of this 897-nucleotide messenger RNA. Its product is annotated as ATP synthase gamma chain isoform 1, putative. Gene Ontology annotation, biological process: proton motive force-driven ATP synthesis. The coding region runs from base 1 to 897 and encodes 298 amino acids. Lineage: Eukaryota; Metazoa; Arthropoda; Insecta; Psocodea; Pediculidae. The record is from RefSeq and is a predicted model, not a curated record. Gene Ontology annotation, molecular function: proton-transporting ATP synthase activity, rotational mechanism. The transcript has 5 exons.